Messenger RNA from Schistocerca piceifrons (Central American locust), 939 nucleotides. RefSeq names its product lipase member H-like. NCBI's taxonomy places the organism in Eukaryota, Metazoa, Arthropoda, Insecta, Orthoptera, Acrididae. Gene Ontology annotation, biological process: lipid metabolic process. The transcript has 5 exons. Gene Ontology annotation, molecular function: lipase activity. The coding region runs from base 1 to 939 and encodes 312 amino acids. The record is from RefSeq and is a predicted model, not a curated record.
AUGACUGGAAAACGUUUGAGUAGUGCUGAAAAACAAGCAAUUUUAAAUGAAGAAGCGGAAUUAGGAUAUAUACAGUCUGAUGACGAUGAAGAGAUUGAUACUAUUAUUUCUGGAGGUAGUGAAUCAACUGAAGAUUCUGAUGAAGAUGUUGGAGAUUUGGAAAUUCUACUUUCUGAAGUUGCUUACAUCUCAAAUCAGAAUGUUUUCAAGAAUAAUGAUACAAGUGUCAUUGACUGUGAUAACAUUGGAGGCUUUGACUCCAAAUGGCCUACUGUGGUGCUCGCCCAUGGUUGGAUGAGUAAAAGUAGUGAUCUGGACCACAUAAAGAAUGCAUAUUUGACAGCAGGUGAUUAUAAUGUUAUUUCUAUAGACUGGUCACCUAUUGCAAGCAAUGCAGCAUAUGAUCAAGUACGAGAGGAUCUAGUCAUUGUUGGUCAGUUUGUGGCAAAAUUUGUGGAUUGUUUAGUAGAGAUACAUGGCCUGAACUUGUCAAGAACUCACUUGGUUGGUCAUAGUCUGGGUGCCCAUGUUGUUGGUGUGAUUGGAGGGUCAUUAUCACAGCAGAAUAAAGUGGCACUCAUCACAGGAUUAGACCCAGCAGGGCCUGGAUAUGAUGAUAAUGAAAACCCAGGAAAUGAGAAGAUGCUGGACCAAGAAGAUGCAGAGUUCGUCCAGGUCAUCCAUACAAAUGCUGGUGUUCUAGGAUAUAAAUAUACCCUGGGAGAUGCAGACUUCUUUCCAAAUGGAGGUUCAGAGCAACCAGGCUGUGCUACUGACGAUUAUGGAGCCUGUUCACAUGGCAGGUCUACACUAUAUUUUGCUGAAUCUGUCACAUCUGCUUCAGCCUUCAUUGGUUACCAGUGUGACAGUUGGGACACAUGUACCAACUGUAAUGGAAAACUGUCGGCUGUCAUGGGAGCGCACGUUGACCCCAGGUAG